Strongylus vulgaris is the source of this 1221-nucleotide messenger RNA. Lineage: Eukaryota; Metazoa; Nematoda; Chromadorea; Rhabditida; Strongylidae. The record is from the annotation of a GenBank genome assembly.
AUGUCUGAAUAUAAAUGUUUCCAUCUUUCUCCUAGUGAACUUGACGUUAUCUGCGCCCUCCGGAGAUCUCGUAGUGAAUCUUCCUGCGCUGAACUUCACACCGACAUUCAAGAGUUACUCAGGUUGACAGAAUCACAGGGUGACCCGUCAAGUGACCCGCUCAUUUUGUGGUUGAAUGGAGGACCAGGUUGCUCUUCUUUAGCAGGCCUCAUCGAAGAACUUGGGCCGUUCAAAGUGAGUGACUAUGGAGCUAAUGUGUACGCUAAUGAGUACUCAUGGAAUUUGUUUGCUAAUGUGCUGUUCAUCGAGUCACCAUCUGGAGUGGGGUUUUCAUACAAUACGAAGGGUAACGUAACCACGAAUGAUGACGAUGUUGCACAACACAACUAUCAAGCCUUUGUGGAUUUUUUGGAAAAAUUCCCUGAAUAUCAUGGAAGAGCAACAUUCAUCACUGGAGAAUCUUAUGCUGGUGUUUACCUUCCAACACUUGCGGACAAAAUGAUCAGCGAUUCUACGAAUUUCCCUAAUUUCAAGGGUAUGGCUAUUGGAAAUGGAGCAUUAGAUUUCUUGCACAAUUACGACACUAUGGUUCCUUUGUACUACUAUCAUGGACUCAUUAGAGACGAGUUAUACAGGAAUUUUUCCUCCACAUGCUGUAACAAUAAUAUCGAAAGCUGUAAUGUUUUGUCAGCCUAUAACAAUCCCGUCUGCACAUCUCUCGUAAAAGAGACAGAGAGCACAGCAUACUUAAGAAAUCCUGGACGCUUCCAGGUAUUGAGUGCUGCUGAUGACGUGGACGCAUACAACAUUUACAGCUCAUGUUACACCUCAAGUUCAAGUGGAAGAAAAGCUCAUAUCGAGCGCUUUAUGAGGAGAAAAGCAGAGUUUCCUCCAAAGAAUUCGCAAAGCAGUAGUAAUGUACCAUUAUGUGACCAAAUCGGAAACACAGAAGACUAUCUGAAUAGAGCUGAUGUUCGCAAGGCUUUGCAUAUUCCUACGUCGCUUCCAAGAUGGACCGAAUGUAGCAAUGCCGUAGAAGAUAGCUAUGGCGUAGUCUACGCUGACAUGUUAGCACAGAUUGAGAAGGUCAGUGCAGCCGGUGUGAAGAUAUUAAUCUACAAUGGAGAUGUUGACACUGUAUGCAGCCAUGUGAUGAACCGACAAUUUCUAACAAAACUUAACCAUACUAUCAUAGUUGGUUUUAUGAGCGAACUCCAUUAA